GUCCACGUCAUUUAUCACUCUUCUUCUUACUCUUCCAACUUCAUCCCUUUCUUCCAACACCACAACACUUCCCUCCUCUCUCUCUCUCUCUCUGUCUUUCAAUUCUCUCUCACUACCUGCAUGGCGGCAGCAUGCGCCACCGACUUGGCUCGAGCGGCGGCUUGCCGAGAUGGCGCCGCGGCGGCUCACCUCAAAGUCAUCUCAAUCUUCGUCAUCUUCGUCACCAGCAUGGUCGGGAUGUCGUCGCCGGUGUUGCUAGCCGGAAUAUUUCGCGGCAAGCCGCUCUACGACAGGGCCAUCGUGCUAAUCAAGUGCUUCGCCGCCGGCGUCAUCCUCUCCACGUCGCUGGUCCACGUGCUCCCAGACGCGUACGCCGCACUCGCGGACUGCAACGUGGCGUCACGACAUCCCUGGAAGGAUUUUCCCUUCGCGGGACUGGUGACGCUGGUGGGGGCACUGCUGGCGCUGCUGGUGGACCUCGCGGCGAGCUCGCAUGUGGAGCACGCGCAGUACGCGCCGGUGGUGACGCAGGAGAAGGAGGCGGUGGUGGAACUAGGUGGUUGCCACGGUGGUGUUGGCGGUGGCGAGGGUGAGAAGGUUGAAGAGUUGGUGAAGUUGAAGCAGAAAUUGGUUUCGCAAGUGUUGGAAAUUGGGAUAAUAUUUCACUCAGUGAUAAUUGGGGUUACGAUGGGAAUGUCUCAAAACGUUUGCACUAUUCGCCCUCUCGUUGCUGCUUUGGCUUUUCAUCAAAUAUUUGAAGGCAUGGGUCUUGGUGGUUGCGUCGCUCAGGCAGGAUUCAGCGUUGGAACAAUUGCUUACAUGUGCUUCAUGUUCGCGGUGACAACACCAAUGGGGAUAAUGUUGGGCAUGGCAUUAUUCUCACUUACAGGUUUCGAUGAUAGUAGCCCAAAUGCCUUAAUCAUGGAAGGGUUACUAGGUUCAAUUUCUUCAGGAAUACUGAUUUACAUGGCUCUUGUUGACCUUAUAGCAGUAGACUUCUUUCACAACAAGCUUAUGAACUCAAACCCUCGGUUGAAAAAAGCUUCAUUUGUUGCCUUAACCCUUGGCUCUGCUGCAAUGUCUAUUCUGGCUCUCUGGGCUUGAAAAUUUUGUACCUUGCGCCUAAAUGCGUUUACCCAAAAAAGAAAUUAUGUCCAAUAAUUUAAGUGUAAAUAACAAACUUGUCAGGGAAAGAAUUUAUGGAGCACUACAUAUUACCUCUAACUUUGUUCAUUAAGUGUUAUGUGUAAUGCACGUACGUACAUAUAUAGUUGAUCAUAUUUUCAACUAAAUCUUCACAAUUUAUAG
Molecule: messenger RNA, 1308 nt
Organism: Abrus precatorius (Indian licorice)
Lineage: Eukaryota; Viridiplantae; Streptophyta; Magnoliopsida; Fabales; Fabaceae
Product: zinc transporter 6, chloroplastic-like
Exons: 2
Coding region: 121-1104 (327 amino acids)
Biological process (GO): zinc ion transmembrane transport
Cellular component (GO): plasma membrane
Molecular function (GO): zinc ion transmembrane transporter activity
Source: RefSeq, a predicted model, not a curated record